AUGAGUAAUAUCGCCAAUGUUUUUAAUCCUCAACAAGAAUCAAAACCAAUCGAAGAUUGUUUGAGUUGUGAUAUUUUCAACUCAAUUUUUCUUCUUGGUACAGGUGGAUAUUUAGUAAGUGGUAAAGCGAUAGUCAAGGAUAAAAAGGUGUUGCUAAAAGAUUUCAACGAAAAGAAUCCAGCCUGGUGGAGGAAUGGUAUAAGAGGCCUUGGUGGGUUUCUCAUUGCUUAUGGUGUGUAUAGAAGCUUUGACACGUACGGUUCUUGGAAAACCUCCCAAGAAAAGAAACUGUCUAAUUAG
This is a messenger RNA of Maudiozyma barnettii, 300 nucleotides long. It is a transcript of the gene DMO2, whose product is annotated as Dmo2p. Lineage: Eukaryota; Fungi; Ascomycota; Saccharomycetes; Saccharomycetales; Saccharomycetaceae. The coding region runs from base 1 to 300 and encodes 99 amino acids. The transcript has a single exon. The record is from RefSeq and is a predicted model, not a curated record.